AUGGCCGAAAUCGAGAAUGGCUCUGCAGCUGAGCCAACCCAAACAUCUAUGCCGCAGGCAGACAACAAGGAGAAUGGGGUGAAUGUAUCUACAAACCCACAGACUCCGGAAGAUGUUGUGGAGUCGAAACCAACUUUACCAAAUGAAUCAGAACGUCAAAGAAUCGAGAUAGAAGAUCCGGAAGUGGACACCAUGCCGCCAGAUCAAUUGGAAUCCGAUGAAACAACCUUGUCCCCAAACCAACCCUCCGCGUCCCCCAAGGAUACCUCUCAGCCGCGGGAAUCCACGAACGAGCCGGACCAUGAAUCAAAUCCAAAGGACGACCAAACAGACGGGUUACGCGAAGCUAAAGAAUCAGGUAUAGGCGACAACUCUCCGAACGAAGGUUCCAGUGAGCCCCCGAUGAUACCUCAAGAUGAGAUUGCCCAGGAUAUGCGGAUGCGCUCGGACUCGAGAUCAACCACCGCCACUUUCGCGACUCAUCGAUCAUCAACUGUUAGCUCAACGGUUUUCAUUGUUACAGCUCUCGAUACAAUUGGUGCGUCCAAGGAAGCAAGAAGGAGUAAGGAGCUGGAGGAUACUGUGAAGAGUGCGCUGGCAAAUGUCAAACACUCAGACCGUCAACCAAUUGAUCCGGAGGUUAUUUUCCGCCCUCUCCAACUGGCAACCCGGACUUUCAGCAUCCCGCUGCAAGUAACAGCUCUGGAUUGUAUCGGUAAACUGAUCACAUAUUCGUACUUUGCCUUCCCAUCAACCCGAGAAGUCAAGGCGUCGGACUCGGACACCCCUUCAGAACAGCCACCUCUUAUAGAGCGGGCCAUCGACGCGAUUUGCGACUGCUUUGAAAAUGAAGCUACUCCGGUUGAAAUCCAGCAACAAAUUAUCAAGUCCCUCCUUGCAGCGGUCUUGAACGACAAGAUCGUGGUUCAUGGUGCAGGACUUUUGAAGGCUGUCCGACAAAUAUACAACAUUUUCAUAUACUCCAAGUCGAGUCAGAACCAGCAGAUUGCUCAAGGGUCUUUGACCCAAAUGGUCAGCACAGUUUUUGAUAGAGUUCGUGUUCGACUUGAUCUGAAAGAGCUGCGCCUGCGGGAGGGCGACAAGGCGCAGGCUAGCUCUUCGGACAUCGCAACGCUUGAGGCACCAGAUACCUCCCAGACGAACGACGAUGACCAUGCUUCCGAUGCUGCUUCGGUAGCGCCGGAUCAAAAUGAGCCAAAGGAGCCAAUUGAGAAGCUUACGCUUCAGAGUUUUGAAUCCAAUAAAGAGGUGACCACCCUUAAUGACAACGCUCCUACAAUGGUUACCCGUGCGAAGAUCAGUCAAAAGCAAGCACAAUCAUCUUCUGGGGCGUCAGAAGAGAAAGAUGAUAGUGACGCUACCGGAGACGAUGAUGAAGAUGAGAUUUACAUCAAAGAUGCCUUCUUAGUCUUCAGAGCCCUCUGCAAAUUGAGUCACAAAAUUCUCAGCCACGAGCAGCAGCAAGAUCUGAAGUCUCAGAAUAUGAGGUCGAAGCUACUGUCCCUGCAUCUGAUUCACUACCUCGUUAAUAACCAUGUCACCGUCUUCACCUCGCCACUUCUUACAAUUAAGAACAGCUCUAGUAGUUUGGACGCAAUGACUCUCUUACACGCUAUUAGACCACAUCUCUGUUUAAGUUUGAGUCGAAAUGGUUCUAGCUCAGUCCCUAGAGUGUUCGAGGUUUGCUGUGAAAUAUUCUGGCUCAUGUUGAAGCACAUGCGAGUCAUGUUGAAGAAAGAGUUGGAAGUGUUCUUGAAGGAAAUAUAUUUGGCUAUCCUGGAGAAACGAACUUCCCCUGCCUUUCAGAAACAGUAUUUUAUGGAGAUAUUGGAGAGGCUAGCAGACGAUCCGCGCGCCUUAGUUGAGAUGUAUCUCAAUUAUGAUUGUGACCGAACGGCAUUGGAGAAUAUUUUCCAAAAUAUGAUCGAACAGUUAUCACGAUAUGCUAGUGCACCAGCACCCGUGAAUCCUGUACAACAGCAACAGUAUCAGGAACACCAUGUGAAGGCUUCAAGCGUGGGAAACGAAUGGCAUCAAUGUGGCACUCUUCCGCCGUCCCUAAAUACUGCCAACAUAGCCAGUAACCCGCAGCCAGCUACACAAAGUGUCCCUCCUGAGUAUAUUUUGAAGAACCUUGCUGUUGAGUGCUUGGUUGAAAUCCUGAAAUCGUUAGACAAUUGGGCCUCCCAGCGUCUUAUUGACCAACCAGCUGUCCCAUCUCUGUCGCAAAAAUCGAUUGAUAACUCCAGAGAGUCUCUAGACACCAGCACGCCUACGUUUCUAGCUUCACCAAGAGUUGAAGGUGCUGAUGGUAGCACCGGCCGCUCCACACCGGUUCCAGAGGAUGAUCCAAGCCAAAUAGAGAAGGUCAAGCAGCGGAAGAUUGCCCUCACAAAUGCAACCCAGCAGUUCAACUUCAAGCCUAAGAGAGGAAUUAAGGUUUUUAUUGAGGAGGGAUUUAUUCGCUCAGAUUCCCCCGACGACAUCGCAUCUUUCUUACUUCGCAAUGAGCGGCUAGAUAAAUCCAUGAUAGGGGAGUAUCUUGGAGAAGGCGAACCCAAAAACAUCGCUAUCAUGCACGCUUUUGUUGAUAUGAUGGACUUCUCCAAGCGACGCUUUGUGGAUGCUCUCCGCUUGUUCCUUCAACACUUCCGACUACCAGGCGAAGGCCAGAAAAUUGAUCGAUUUAUGCUCAAAUUUGCAGAGCGCUAUGUUACUCAGAACCCAAAUGCCUUCGCCAAUGCCGAUACCGCCUAUGUUCUGGCGUACUCUGUUAUCAUGCUGAAUACUGAUCAACAUAGUGCUAAGAUCAGGGGCCGCCGUAUGACCAAAGAAGAUUUCAUCAAGAAUAACCGUGGUAUCAAUGAUAACCAAGAUCUCCCCGACGAGUAUCUCAUCGCAAUUUUUGAGGAGAUCGCGAGCAAUGAGAUUGUGCUAGACACUGAAAGAGAGCACGCAGCAAACCUUGGCAUCCCCACUACAUCCACACCCACCAACCUAGCAUCUAGAGCUGGACAGGUUUUUGCAACGGUUGGGCGGGAUAUCCAGGGCGAAAAGUACGCGCAAGCAUCAGAGGAAAUGGCAAACAAGACUGAGCAGCUUUACCGAAGCUUAAUUCGAGCUCAACGCAAAACUGCAGUCAAGGAAGCACUCUCCCGAUUCAUCCCUGCAACUUCCGUUCAGCAUGUUGGGUCCAUGUUUAACGUCACCUGGAUGUCUUUCCUUUCCGGCCUUUCCGCCCCAAUGCAGGAUACACAGAACUUGAAAACAAUCAAACUUUGCAUGGAAGGCAUGAAGCUCGCGAUCCGUAUUAGUUGCGCUUUUGAUUUGGAAACCCCGAGGGUUGCCUUUGUGACUGCCUUGGCGAAGUUUACAAAUCUGGGUAAUAUCAGAGAGAUGGUCGCCAAGAAUGUUGAGGCCUUGAAGGUUUUGCUUGAUGUGGCGCUUUCGGAAGGAAAUCAUCUGAAGAGCUCAUGGAGAGAAAUUCUUACCUGUGUCAGUCAGCUAGACAGGCUUCAACUGCUUAGCGAUGGAGUAGACGAAGGCUCUCUACCAGACGUUUCGCGAGCCCGCAUUGUACCUCAACCAACGUCUGAUGGAGCCCGGAGGUCAAUGCAAGCAUCAAGGCGCUCUCGUCCUAGAUCCAUCAACGGGCCGACAACUUUCCGAGCAGAAAUCGCAAUGGAGAGCCGGUCAGCUGAAAUGAUCAGGGGUGUAGACCGAAUAUUUACUAACACUGCUAACUUGUCACAUGAAGCCAUAAUUGACUUCGUUCGAGCCCUCAGCGAAGUGAGCUGGCAGGAAAUCCAGUCAUCCGGGCAAACUGAUUCCCCUCGCACAUACAGCUUGCAAAAGUUAGUGGAAAUCAGUUAUUACAACAUGACAAGAGUAAGAAUUGAAUGGUCUAAAAUUUGGGAAGUGCUCGGGCAACAUUUCAAUCAAGUUGGGUGUCACUCGAAUACAACAGUGGUUUUCUUCACCCUAGAUUCGCUUCGCCAACUUUCCAUGCGCUUCAUGGAGAUUGAAGAAUUGCCAGGCUUCAAAUUCCAAAAGGAUUUUUUGAAACCAUUCGAGCAUGUAAUGGCCAACAGUAAUGCUGUCACCGUGAAGGACAUGAUUCUUCGCUGUCUCAUACAGAUGAUCCAGGCCCGUGGGGAUAAUAUUCGAUCCGGUUGGAAGACAAUGUUCGGGGUAUUUACUUGCGCAGCCCAAGAGCCUUACGAGGGAAUCGUCAACAUGGCUUUUGAACAUGUAACUCAGACAUACAACACUCGCUUUGGUGUUGUGAUAACACAAGGAGCCUUCCCUGACCUUGUUGUGUGCCUCACAGAGUUCUCAAAGAAUGUGAGGUUCCAGAAGAAGUCUCUACAGGCCAUUGAGCUUUUGAAAUCAACUGUUUCAAAGAUGCUCAAGACGCCGGAAUGCCCGCUAUCCCACCGCGGUACAUCACCAGAAGGCUUCCACGAUGACGCCACAAAUCUCACACAACAGCUGACUCGACAGUCCAAAGAAGAGCAGUUCUGGUACCCUAUCUUGAUCGCAUUCCAGGAUAUUCUAAUGACAGGCGAUGACCUUGAAGCUCGAUCGCGGGCAUUAACUUACCUUUUUGACACUCUGAUCCGAUAUGGUGGCGGUUUCCCUCAGGAGUUUUGGGAUGUACUCUGGAGACAACUUCUUUAUCCCAUUUUUGUUGUGUUACAAUCCAAGUCGGAAAUGUCCAAGGUUCCAAAUCACGAGGAGCUGUCUGUUUGGCUUUCAACUACGAUGAUCCAGGCCUUGAGGAACAUGAUCACACUUUUUACGCAUUAUUUCGACGCCCUUGAAUAUAUGCUUCAGCGUGUCCUCGAGCUUCUCAUAUUGUGUAUCUGUCAGGAAAAUGACACGAUUGCACGAAUUGGCAGCAAUUGUUUGCAGCAAUUGAUCCUCCAGAACGUUGAAAAAUUCCAGCGAGACCAUUGGACAAAGAUCGUUAAUGCAUUUGUCGAGCUCUUUACCAAAACUACUGCUUAUGAAUUAUUCACAGCUGCAGCCUCUAUAUCUUCAAAGCCAGCAAGUGUGCAACACUCAACGAAUGACCAGUCAACAGACAAUCAGGAUGGAGCCCUAGACGCGAUUGAGCCAGUAUCUAACGAGGAAUCCCUUGCUGAGGUCUCGAAGGCCAAUGGAAUGACACCCGAACAGGAGGAGGGUGACAUGCCUGCGGCAUCAAGUGCCGAGCUAGAAGAUUACAGGCCGCAAACCGAUGUGCAGCAACAACCGGCCGCUGUGACAGCAGCGCGACGUCGUUAUUUCAACCGUAUCAUAACGAACUGCGUGCUUCAAUUACUCAUGAUUGAGACUGUUCAUGAAUUAUUUUCAAACGAAAAAGUCUACGCACAAAUUCCCAGCCCUGAACUUCUACGAUUGAUGGGCCUUCUCAAAAAGAGUUAUCAAUUUGCAAAGAAAUUUAACGAGGACAAAGAUUUGCGAAUGCAGCUCUGGCGCCAGGGAUUCAUGAAAUCGCCCCCCAAUCUCCUGAAGCAAGAAAGCGGAAGUGCUGCAACAUACGUGCACAUUCUGUUCCGGAUGUAUCAUGAUGAAAGAGACGAAAGGAAGAGCAGUCGUUCCGAGACAGAAACCGCAUUGAUCCCACUCUGUGCAGACAUUAUCCGUGGAUUUGUUCGCCUUGAUGAAGAUUCACAGCACCGGAACAUCGUUGCCUGGCGCCCUGUUGUCGUGGAUGUCAUGGAAGGCUACACGAACUUCCCGCCCGAUGACUUCGACAAGCAUAUCGAGGUAUUCUAUCCACUCGCUGUUGAUUUGCUUGGUCGUGAUUUGAAUCCCGAAAUCCGUAUUGCCCUCCAGUCCUUAUUUCAGCGCAUAGGGGAGCUUAGAUUGGGUGUCCCUGCACGGCCUCUUCCAAGCCCAAGGAACUCUGUUUCAGAACAGUCCACACGCAAGCACAGUACCGGGCGGCGUUAAUCACCUUUGUAUUGCAUACUCACUUUACAUGUUUACAUGGUUUAUCUUCGUACUUUUGAUUUCUUUGGUUUUUUUUUUUUUUUUCUUUCUUUUCAUCUUUGGAUAUCCUUGCCUCUUCGCCUACGAAGGCUUUUUUCCGUCUCGCUUUGUAAGGAUAUUGAAUGUAGAAUUAGCCGAUCUGGAAUGUUGUCUUUUCUGUUUUGAACCCUUGAAUUCCCCGAUGCGAGCUGGGCUUUAUAUAUGAAUGUAUUGUACAAAAUAUCAGAGCUCGGAAAGUUUUCAGUGUUACCAGCCGUCCCAAUCAAAACUUCGAUACAUACAUACCCAGGAACCGGCGGUCUAUUGAUGGUAUCAAACAAUAAGAAAUAUUUAAGAAUUCACACAGAUAGUAAAGGAACUCAUCUGCGAUCCCAUCACAACAAUCAUUUGAAUUUUUUUUUUCACUCUCACUAAGCG
Molecule: messenger RNA, 6438 nt
Organism: Aspergillus ochraceoroseus IBT 24754
Lineage: Eukaryota; Fungi; Ascomycota; Eurotiomycetes; Eurotiales; Aspergillaceae
Product: Arf family guanine nucleotide exchange factor SEC7
Exons: 6
Coding region: 1-5982 (1993 amino acids)
Biological process (GO): regulation of ARF protein signal transduction
Molecular function (GO): guanyl-nucleotide exchange factor activity
Source: RefSeq, a predicted model, not a curated record